ACCCGUACUGUCAAAAUGUCGAACGCUCUGAAAUUUGUAUUGGACCCAGCUUUUUCUGGAUUAGACAUAGUAAAGGAUAAAAUAAACUCAGUAUGUCAGAACUUACAACCAUGGCAGGUAGUCCUUUACACAUGUGGUACUACAGUUGUUGUUAUAUCUGUCAAGAAUUUUAUAUUCAAUGAAGAAGAAGAUCUUGUACCUCGUAUGAAAAAGAAAUUCUUCAGACUUGUCAAAAUGAUUCCACUAGUGAAGAAGAAAAUAAAGGAAGAGAAAACCAAAAUGUCUUAUGAAAUGGAAGAGUCAUUCCACAAACAAGUGGAAGGUUACAUCUUAGCUCUUCCUGCUAAAGGAUUGCCAAUGGACAGUGUUAUAGAUGAAUUAAAGAAAUACAAGCAGAUUGCUGAGAUUGAUUGGGAGUCAGGACUAGUAUCUGGUACAGUAUAUAAUGGAGACCCAAAACUUACAGAUUUAAUGUCAAAGACAUAUGGGAUGUUUGCUUGGACUAACCCGCUACAUGCUGAUGUCUUUCCUGACAUAAGGAAGAUGGAAGCUGAAGUAGUCAGGAUGUGUUGUUCUAUGUUUAAUGGAGAUUCAGACACUGCUGGAACAAUGACAUCUGGUGGAACAGAGAGUAUAUUAAUGGCUUGUUUAGCAUACAGAAAUAUAGCCAGAGAAAGAGGUGUAAAUAUACCAGAAAUUAUUGCACCAAUCACAAUCCAUGCAGCUUUUGACAAGGCGGCAUCAUAUUUCCGAAUGAAGUUAACUCAUAUACCUAUAGAUGAAGAAACUAGGAUGGUUGACAUCAAGGCUAUGAGAAGAGCUAUAAAUAAAAACACAUGCAUGCUAGUUGGAUCAGCACCAAAUUUCCCUCAUGGCAUUAUUGACUCUAUAGAGGAAAUCUGUCAGUUGGGAUUGAAGUACAAUAUACCAGUCCAUGUGGACUGCUGUUUAGGUGGAUUCUUGGUGCCUUUUAUGGAAAAAGCAGGGUACAAAAUUCCAAUGUGUGAUUUCCGUGUAGAUGGAGUGACAAGCAUAUCAGCUGACACACAUAAGUAUGCAUUUGCCCCUAAAGGUUCAUCAGUUAUUUUGUACAGAAAUAAAGACAUAAGACAGAGACAGUUCUUUGUACAACCAAACUGGCCUGGUGGAAUCUAUGCUACAUCUUCUAUGGGAGGUAGUAGAGCAGGUGCUAUCAUUGCCGCAUGCUGGGCUACACUUGUUUACUUUGGUGAAGAAGGAUAUGUUAAUUCUACAAGAAAAAUAAUCGCCACAACUAGAAAAAUUACAGAUGGGUUAAGAAAAAUCAAAGGAAUGAAAGUAUAUGGUGAUCCACUGAUGUCAGUAAUAGGCUUUGGUUCAGAUGAGUUCAACAUCUUCAGACUUGCUGAUUAUAUGACCAGUAAAGGAUGGGCAUUGAAUUCAUUGCAGUACCCUAACAGUGUACAUUUAUGUGUAACAUUUGUACAUACACAUGAAGGUGUAGCAGAAAGGUUCCUUGGUGAUGUACAAAAGGGUGUUAUAGAAAUUUUGAAGGAUCCAAACUCAGAAAUUGGAGGAAUGGGUGCUAUCUAUGGAAUGGCUCAGACUAUCCCAGACAAAUCUAUGGUUACAGAAUUAGUUGGAUGCUUCUUAGAUGCUCUUUACAGUACAGAAAAACAUUAAAAUUUUUCUGUGAUGUUAUAAUACUCACAUGAUUAUCUUUGAUAUUAUAGUGGAUAUAGUCCAGAUGUUAUACCAUUUAUGUAUUUUGAGAGAUUUUGGUGCCAAGUUUACUACUUUUCUCAUAGCCUUGCCAAUUUACAUGUUAUCGUGAUAUUUGAGAUACUUUUCACAUGUAAAUGGCAAAAUCAUGCGUGUUAUUUACCAUGUGACUGCAUGAUGGAUUUGUUUUAUAUAAUAUAAAUGCUGCCAAACAGCAUAUAUCUGCUUUUCAGAAGAACUGUAUCUCUGGAUUUGCACUUUAUUGUUUUCUCUAAUUCUUCAUGAUUUAUUUAUAUAUUUUUAAUUGUUGUUUUUUUAUUUAUUUAUUUCAUAAGAGUUUAGUUAUUUUUUAUCUCUUGAAAAAGUAUGUUGAUGUUUAUUUAAAUUAUCAACUAGAAUCGUAAGGUAAAAAUAUUCUACAAAAGCAUCAUGUUAGGUGCAACAUUUCACCAUUAUUGCUAGUCAAAUUAUCAAACCGCUUGGCAAGUCUUGCUUAUUAGAAUUUGAAAAUAGAACUGUGUUACGUUCAGAAAUAUUACAUUUUGUAGUGAUAGAAUUUGUAUUUCCAUAUUCUUUUUAUAAAAGUUUAAUUGUCAAUUACAAGUAUAGUAUUACCAACCUAUUUACCUCCCUUUUAUGCCUGUCUCACUUCUGUUGUUAAUUUUGAAUUAUUGUAAAAAUACGUAAAUUAUAACUGAUCUAAUUUGAAUUCUAUACAUAAUUAAUUGCAAUACUUGAAAAAAGACAAGUACAAAUGAAUACAGAAUGUGUUAUAUAAUUUUCUGGGUUAUAUGGAAUCAUGAAGUAAAUGAUUUCAAUCAUAGACAUUGUAAAUAGGUAGACCACAAAAUUUAAUAUUAUGAAAUAUUUUUUCCAAGUAAAUUUUCAAAUGAUUGAUAGAUUGUCGUUAGCCCACUUCAAAAUGGUAAUUGAUUUAAUAACUUGAUUCUUGUGUCAGUAUGCAUGAAUUUACUUUCAUGCAUUUAUUUUAAAAAUGGCUAAUAUUAUAGAUAAUGCACAUUUCUCAUUUUUUGUUAAUAUAUACAGCCUAAGAAUAGAUUUUAUGUUUAAAAAAAUGUUUAAUAGUAAUCAAACAGCAAAAUAAAAUGUCAUAUUAGAAAUUUUUUGUCAGCCAUCAAAUCAAGUUUGUAAAGUAACAAAAUCUUCUGCAAGCUUUUAAAUUUAAAAUGGCAUACAUUAAGAUUAUAUCAAUGUUUUAAUUUGUUUAAAU
Messenger RNA from Mytilus californianus (California mussel), 2932 nucleotides. RefSeq names its product sphingosine-1-phosphate lyase 1-like. Gene Ontology annotation, molecular function: sphinganine-1-phosphate aldolase activity; pyridoxal phosphate binding. Gene Ontology annotation, biological process: carboxylic acid metabolic process; sphingolipid catabolic process. The record is from RefSeq and is a predicted model, not a curated record. Gene Ontology annotation, cellular component: endoplasmic reticulum. Bases 16 to 1662 code for a protein of 548 amino acids. Lineage: Eukaryota; Metazoa; Mollusca; Bivalvia; Mytilida; Mytilidae. The transcript has 16 exons.